Messenger RNA from Schistosoma intercalatum, 285 nucleotides. The record is from the annotation of a GenBank genome assembly. Lineage: Eukaryota; Metazoa; Platyhelminthes; Trematoda; Strigeidida; Schistosomatidae.
AUGGUUGGCGAUGGAGAUGGUUUUAUUCUUGUCCAUCCAGUGAUAUAUUCUUGUUUAUCUCAGCAUUGUUUUGUAUCUGUGGUACAUACUUAUCAUGUCAGACCAGAUUUUGGAAACCUUCAAUUUUUCGUAACAUCAUUAGAAUGGGAGCAUUUGGGAUUAUUUUGUUUUACGUCGGAACUCCGAUUCUGUGGCGUUCAUAUACCUUUAUCUCUGUACCGCUUCGGUCGUCAUCCUUUUCAUAUGAUUUCCUCUCCUGAUGGUCGCUUUGUCGUUUUGAUAUGA